AUGACACAUUUGGGCACGCGAAUCGAGACAGAUGCCAUUGUCAUAGGCGGCGGCUUUGGCGGAUGCAAUUCUCUGUAUAGGCUUCGUCAGAUGGGCCUAUCCGUCAAGUUGAUCGAGGCUGGUGGUGCAUUUGGUGGCGUGUGGUACUGGAACCGAUAUCCUGGUGCUCGCGUCGAUACCGAAAUGCCCUCGUAUCAGUUUAACAUCCCUGCCGUGUGGAAGGGCUGGAAUUGGUCAGAAAGAUUCCCUGGCGAUGAGGAACUGCGCCGGUAUUUCCAGCAUGUGGAUUCAGUACUGGGUCUGAGCAAAGAUACUCUCUUCCACACCAUCGUCACUCGUGUCCACUACGAUACUGCCUCCCGCCGCUGGAUAGUCCACACCAAUAUCGGGCUUCGGGCGUCCUGCAAGUACCUGAUCACUGCUACGGGCUCGUCUUACAAAAAGCAUUAUCCGCAAUUUGCGGGGCUGGAGCAGUUUACAGGACAGCUUGUCCACUCGGCUGAUUACCCCGACUCCCUUGACGUUACAGGCAAGCGUGUUGGGGUUGUCGGGAACGGAGCUUCGGGUCUGCAACUUGUGCAAAGUUUGGCCAAGGAAGACUGUCGGUUGACAGUCUUUAUCCGCACGCCUUGCUUUGCAAUCCCAAUGAAGCAGAGAGCAGUCUCACUCCCGGAAUCGGAGAUGCUCAAGGGGUACUAUGAUGGCAUCUUUGACCGGUGCUAUACGUCCGCCACGGGGUUUCCUCAUAACACCCGAUUUCAAUCCGCGCUCCACGCCACUCCUGAGGAGAGAAAGGAGCUGUUCGAUGAGCUCUGGGCGCGAGGCGGCUACAGCUGGCUGAUCUCGAACUACUACGAUUUCCUGUUGAAUGAACAAGCUAACUCGAUCUUCUACGAUUAUUGGGUCCAACAAGUGCGGGCUCGCAUGACGGACCGCAAGAAAAUGGAUCUGGUGGCUCCGCUCAAGCAGCAGAUGCUCGUCGGUACGAAAAGACCCAGUCUAGAACAAGACUACUACGAGAUGAUUGAUCGUCUCAAUGUGACACUGCACAGCCUGAAACACUCCCCUAUCACGGCAUUCGAUACCACCGGGCUGUCGACCUGCGACGGAGACACAAUGGAGCAUCACGAUCUGGACAUUGUGAUUUUUGCCACGGGCUAUGAUGCCGUCACCGGCAGUCUUUUGGACCUCAACAUCUCAGACUGCAACCAGGUCCCUCUGGCUGACAAGUGGAAGGAUGGUAUCCUAACCCAUCUGGGCAUCAUGGUCCCCGACGCUCCGAACCUGUUCAUGGUCUACGGACCCCAAGCUCCAACUUCCUUGGCUAAUGGGCCUCCUUUUAUUGAAAUGGAGGUGGACUGGAUUUGCAAAGCCAUUGAGAAGAUGCAGAAGGAAGGACUUGGCUCCAUUGAGCCUAGCCAAAAAGCCGCCGAAGAAUGGCAGGAUCAUGUUGCUGCUGUGAGCGAGCAUACCCUGUACCCCAAGGCGGAUUCUUGGUACAUGGGUACCAACAUCCCUGGUAAGCGUCGGGAGCCGCUCAUCUACCUUGGUGGAAUGCAGCGCUGGUGGAAGAACUGCAUGGAUUCCUUAGAAAAUUGGGACGGCUUUCACACAUUGUGA
Messenger RNA from Penicillium alfredii, 1620 nucleotides. Its product is annotated as flavin-containing monooxygenase. NCBI's taxonomy places the organism in Eukaryota, Fungi, Ascomycota, Eurotiomycetes, Eurotiales, Aspergillaceae. The transcript has a single exon. Gene Ontology annotation, molecular function: oxidoreductase activity. The coding region runs from base 1 to 1620 and encodes 539 amino acids. The record is from RefSeq and is a predicted model, not a curated record.